CGCGGCGCCGCUCCGUUCCCUCCCCUCCCUCCGGCGAGGCCGCUCUGGCCCCUCGUCUCGUUGCUCCGGGCCCGGGAUUCCGCCUCCGCCCUCAGGAGCCGCCGCGAGCGGGCGGCAUGGGGCUGCCCCGGCGCUGAGGCCCGUGCCCCGCCAUGGCGGCCCCCCGGGUGCUGCUGGCGCUGGCCCUGGCGCUGAGCGGGGUGCGCGGGGCCGGCGCCGGCGACUGCAAGGGGCAGCGGCGGGUGCUACGGGGUCCCUCCGGUUUCGUCACCGACGGCCCCGGCAACUACUCAGUCAACGGCAACUGCGAGUGGCUGGUGGAAGCCCCCAGCCCACGGCACCGGGUACUGCUGACCUUCACCUUCAUGGACACGGAGUGCACCUAUGACUACCUCUUCGUCUACGACGGAGACUCCCCCCGCAGCCCCCUCCUUGCCAGCCUCAGCGGCAGCACCCUGCCCGCCCCCCUUGAGGCCACCUCGGGCAAGAUGCUGCUCCACCUCUUCAGCGACGCCAACUACAACUUGCUGGGCUUCAACGCGACCUACAGCGUCUCGCUAUGCCCGCGGGGCUGCUCGGGGCGAGGGGGCUGCGACCCCCAGGGCCGCUGCCAGUGCCAGCCCGGCUGGGGGGGUCCCGACUGCGCCCAGCCCCACUGUGCGACCUACUGUCAGGCCCACGGCGGCACCUGCAACCAGGCUACAGGGCGCUGUGAGUGCCGGCCGGGCUUUGUGGGGCGAGCCUGUGACCUGGCGCUGGGGGAGAACCGGGGGGGCGGCCGCUGGUACAACGUCAGCAAGGGGGACCCCGGCUUCCCGCCCCGCACUGCUGCCGCCGGUGCUGUCCUGCCCCGUGCCGGGGCCCUCUAUGUCUUCGGGGGUCUGGACCUCAACACGGCGCUGGGCGACCUCGUGGUUUACAACUUCACCACCAACCGCUGGUCCCGGCUGGAGCUGACCCCGGCGCCGGCCCCCCGGCACUCGCACGUGGCCGUGUGCUGGCGCGAUGCCCUGGUGCUGAGCGGGGGCGAGCUGGCAGGGGGGGCACUGGCCCACGACGUCUGGGUCUUCGACCCCUUCCGGGGGGGCUGGCGGGAGCUGCAGCCCCAGAACAGCACCCGGCCCCCCGGGCUAGCCGGCCACGCUGCUGCCCUCGUUGACGACUGGCUCUACAUCUUUGGAGGUCGCACGGCCGAGGACGUCUUCUCCUCCCAGCUCUUCCGCUUCCACCUGGAGACAUGGGGCUGGGAGCGGGUGGUCCCGUGGGGCGGGAAGCCCCCCGCCGCCGCCGGCCACUCCAUGGUCUUCCACCCCCCUUCCCGCACCCUCCUCGUCUACGGGGGACACCGGCCCUCCACCGCACGGUUCAGCAUGCGGGUGAACACCACCGACCUCUUCCACGUUGACCUGCGGCACUGGACCACGCUGCGGGCUCGGGACGGCGCCCGCGGUCCCCGCGAGCGUGCCUUCCACACCGCCACCGUCAUCGGCGACUACAUGGUGGUCUAUGGGGGGAACGUGCACAUCCACUACCACGAGGAGAAGUGCUACGAGGAUGAGAUCUUUUUCUAUCACCUCGGCUGCCACCAGUGGGUCCCCAGUGCCGAGCUGGCCCACGGGCUGCCCCACGACCAGGGGUCCCGGGGGUCCCCGGGGCAGGGCCGCUAUGCCCACGUGGCCGGGGUGCUGCGGGGCAGUGUGCUGCUGGUGGCGGGGGGCUUCAGCGGGGCCCCCCGAGGAGAUCUUCUGGCCUACAAAGUGCCGGCCUUCGUCUUCCAGGUGCCGGCCCAGAACUACCACCUGGACUACUGCUCGCUCUACGCCGAGAGGGGCACCUGCACCAAGGACCCCCAGUGCGCCUGGUGCCUCGGGGGGUGCCAGAGCCCCACGCCCCACAGCAACUGUCCCAGCACCGGCUGCCUGGGCCUGGCCCGUCUGCUGGUGGACUGCGAGUCCUGCCUGGCCUUCGGGGGGGCCGGGCCGGGCCCCCCCCGUGCCCCCGGUCCCUUCGGCUGGUGCGUGCAGAACGACACCUGCAUGCCCGUGGCGGAGCAGAACCGCUGCCGCGUGGGGCAGAUCUCGGGGACCUACGGCUGGUGGGGUCCGCGCCCCGUCUUUGUCACCGCGCUGCAGCACUGCCGCACCGCCAAUUUCCUCCCCGGCCUCCACCUCGUCACCUACCAGCAGCCCCGCAACGACUCCCAGCCUGACAAGGUCUCCAUCGUCCGCAGCACCACCAUCACGCUCAGUCCCAGCGGCGACACCGACGUCUCCCUCGUCUACCGGGGCUUCAUCUACCCGCUGCUGGGACCCCCCCUGGUCCCCGGCCCUGGCCCCAGCGUCUGGGCUCGCAUCCAGCGCCUCUAUGUUGUCGCCCGCCUUGGACGGCACCCCAACUCCCCUGAGCUGGAGGAGGUGGGGCGCUGGUCAGUGCAGCAGGAGCGGGAGACGCGUCCCCUGCAGCGUCCGCGCCCUGAGCGGCUUUUUGGGGCACCCGAGCGGGGCAACAAGUACGCGGUGCAGGUGGAGGGACACUUCAACAGCUCCGGCAGCGGGCAGAGCAGCGAGCUUACCCUCGUCUGGGACCGCACCGGUGUCCCGGGGGGCAGCGAGAUCUCCUUCUUCUUCCUGGAGCCCUUCCGCUCCCCCCCGGGGCGCUGCCCCUCCUACCCCUCCUGCCUGGCCUGCCUGGCUGACCAGGGCUGCGGCUGGUGCCCCCCCAGCGCCUCCUGCCACGGCCGCCUGCACCCUCCGGGGGGGCUCUGCGGAGGGGGGGGCCCCCGCCUCGUCCUGGCCCCCGCCAACUGCGUCCUCUGCGAGGACUACCGCGACUGCCAUGCCUGUGCCGCUGACCCCUUCUGCGAGUGGCAGGUGCACAGCAGCAAGAAGGGUGACUUUGUCUGCAGCCGCCGAGGGCGGCAGGCGGGGGCUGUCCGUGCCCCCCAGCACUGCCCCAGCCUCUGCAGCCAGCGCCGCUCCUGCUCCGAGUGCCUCUCCAACUCCAGCCAGUGCGCCUGGUGCCAGUCCACCCGCAGCUGCUUCUUCUUCGCCGCCUACCUGGCCAAGUAUCCCUACGGGGACUGCCGGGGCUGGUACGACAGCGUCCACUCGGCACCCCAGUGCCUGGAUUGCUCCCGCUUCAACACAUGCCGUGAGUGCCUACAGAACCUUGAGUGCGGCUGGUGCGGCGACGCCGACAACCCCACGCUGGGACGGUGCCUGGAGGGGGACUUCUCGGGGCUGCGGGGCUACCCCAACUGCUCAGUGGCUCUGGGGGAGCCGGGGGGGCUGCCCCCCGGCCGGGCAGCUGCCUGGUCCUAUGGGCAGUGCCCAGAUGUGGACGAAUGCCGCCUGGGCAUGGCCGCCUGUCACCCCUUUGCCGCCUGCCACAACACCCCCCAGGCCUUCGAGUGCCGCUGCCGGCGCGGCUAUGCCGGGGACGGGACGACCCACUGCAACCGCACGUGCUACGAGGACUGCGGCCACGGCUACUGCAGCGGGGCCCCCAACUACACCUGCGUCUGCCACCUGGGCUGGACCUCGCCGCCUGCCAAUGCCACCGGCCACGGGGACACCGCGGGGGACACGGCCGUUGCGGACACCGCAGGGGACGCGGCCGCCCUCUGCUCCGUGGACUGCGGCUGCCACUACCACAGCAGCUGCGAGACGGCUGGACCCGGCGUCUGCGACCGCUGCCAGAACUGGACCCACGGGGAGCGCUGCCAGCUCUGCCGCCCCGGCAGCUUCGGGGAUGCCACGGGACCGGGGGGCUGCCGGCAGUGCCGGUGCCAUGGCCACGGCCAGCCUGAGCGGGGACACUGCCACGGGACCACCGGCGCCUGCUUCUGCGCCCCCCCCACCGAGGGGCCCCACUGCGAGCGCUGCGCCCCUGGGUACUUCGGGGACCCCAGGGACGGGGGCACGUGCUACCGGGAGUGCGGGGGCCGCUCGCUGCUGGUCAACCUCUCCUCGCCUGUGGCCCUGGGGUCCCGGCUAGCCGGGGGGGGCCCGGCAGCUGGGGGGGGCCUCUCCUACUGUGUAUGGGUGCUGUCAGCCACGGGGGGCCUGGAGCUGUGCCCCCCCGGGGAGCCUUGCCCCACCAUCAGCCUGACCCUACAGCCUGACCUCCACACACCCUGCAUGGGGUGCUGGUGCUCUACUAUGAGGCGAACGGCAGCGAGCCGACGGGGUUCAACGCCAGCGUGGGGGUCCAGAGCUGCCGCCCGCCCUGUCCCGGGGGGCAGGAGUGCCGGGGGGGGCCGCUGCGCCUGCCGGGGGGGGCAUGGGGGACCCGGCUGCCGCCAGCGUCUCUGCCCCGGGGACUGUGGUGCCCGUGCCGGGCAUGGCAUCUGCAACGCGACCCUGGGGCUCUGCAUCUGCAGUGAGGGCUUCGCCGGCCCCGACUGCUCGGUGCCGCUGGGGCCGGGGAGCAUCGUCUGGGAGACCCUCGUCGACGGGCACCUGGCAGCCGACACAGCCAGCCGGUUCCUGCACCGCCUGGGCCACAGCCUGGUGGAGGGUCCGGAGGGGACGCUCUGGAUGUUUGGGGGGCUCUCGCUGCCCCAGGGGCUGCUGGGAAACGUGUACAGGUACUCCAUCCCUGAGCGCCGCUGGACCCAGAUGCUGGCAGGGGCGGAGGACGGGGGUCCCGGCCCCUCACCCCGCUACUUCCACGCGGCCGCCCCCCUGCCCGCCCGCCGCGCCAUGCUGGUGCUGGGGGGGCUGACGGCCGCGGGGGUGGCCAGCGAUGCCUGGGUGCUCAACCUCACCACGCUGCAGUGGCGGCAGGAGCAGGACCCGCUGCUGCCAGCGGUGGCGGGGCACACGCUGACCCCCCGGCGUGGGACCUCGCUGCUGCUCAUCGGGGGGUACUCGCCCGAAAAUGGCUUCAACAAGAAGCUGCUGGAGUACCGGGUGGAGACGGAGAGCUGGGAGGUGGGGCAGCAGGCCGGGACCCCCCCCACAGGCCUCUACGGCCACUCGGCUGUCUACCACGAGGACACGGAUGCCAUCUACGUCUUCGGGGGCCACCGCUUCCACGUGGAGAGUGUCUCGGCUUCCCCGGAGCUCUACAGCCUCUACUGCCCCAACCUCACUUGGAGCCUCCUCGCCCCCUCCCAGGGCCGCAAGCCCCUGCCCCACUUCUUCCACGCGGCGGCGGUGGUGGGGGACGUGAUGGUGGUCCUGGGGGGCCGGACGGAGACGCAUGACUUCAGCAACCACCUGCUGCUCUACCAGCUGCGCUGCAACGCCUGGGUGCUGCCCCCCCACACCGAGCUGGCGGUGGUGGGCGAGCCCAUGAACCGGUCGGUGGCCCACGCGGUGGCGGUGGCGGGAGGUCGGGUCUACGUCUCGGGGGGCUUCAACGGGGUGGCCCUGGGGCGGCUGUCGGCCCUGCGGCUGCCCGCAGACCCCUGCCUGUCCCUGCCCGGCCCCGAGGCCUGCAACCGCUCGGGCGCUGCCUGCUCCUGGUGCCACGGCAGCUGCCUGUCCGCCGAUGCUGCCGAGCGGCUGGGCUGCGCCCCGGGGCCGGCCGCCUGUUCCCCGACACCCCGCUCCCCCGAGGACUGCCGGCGCCUGCGGACCUGCAGCGAGUGCCUGGCCCAGCACCCCCGUGCCCUGCGGCAGGGCACCCCGGCCCCCCCGCAGUGCAAGUGGUGCACCAACUGCCCCGAGGGUGCCUGCAUCGGCAGCGGCGGCAGCUGCACGUCGGAGAACGACUGUCGCAUCAACCAGCGGGAGAUCUUCGCCGCCGCCAACUGCUCCGAGGUGUCGUGCGAGGCCUCCGACUGCCCCAAGUGCACCGCCUCCGGCAAGUGCAUGUGGACGCGGCAGUUCAAGCGUACCGGCGAGACCCGCCGCAUCCUGAGCGUGCAGCCCACCUACGACUGGACCUGCUUCAGCCACUCGCUGCUCAACGUCUCCCCCAUGCCCGUGGAGUCGUCGCCCCCCCUGCCCUGCCCCACUCCCUGCCACAACCACAGCUCCUGCCCUCUCUGCCUGGCCUCCAAGGGGGCGGACGGGGGCUGGCAGCACUGCGUCUGGAGCGUCAGCCUGCAGCAGUGCAUGAGCCCCAGCUAUGUCCCCCUGCGGUGCGCGGCUGGGGCAUGCGGGCGGCUGCUGCGGGGGGCCGAGAGCUGCACCCCGGGGUGUGCGGGGGCCCCCCAGUGCUCCCGCUGCCUCCGCCAGCCCCGCUGCGGCUGGUGCGCCCGCCGUGGGCACAACGGCAGCGGCCGCUGCCUGGAGGGUGGCCUCCACGGCCCCCGCCACGGGCUGGCGCAGGCGUGUGGGGCAGAGGCGGAAUGGGCUUUCCUGGGCUGCCCCCCCGAGAACGAGUGUCUCAACGGGCACCACGACUGCAACGAGACCCAGGACUGCCGCGACCUCCCACACGGCUACCGCUGCGCGUGCAAGAGCGGCUACACGCUGGACAACGCCACGGGGCUGUGCCGGCCGGUGUGCGAGCAGGGCUGUGUGAACGGGACGUGCGUGGAGCCCAACCGCUGCCGCUGCCACUUCGGCUACGUGGGGCACAACUGCUCGGUGCAGUGCCAGUGCAACGGGCACAGCCAGUGCCGUGACCCCGCCGCCCGCGACCAGUGCCUCCAGUGCUUCAACAACACCAAGGGCCCGCAGUGCGAGCGGUGCCGGCCCCUCUUCGUGGGCUCGGCGCGGGCCGGGGGCUCGUGCCGACCCUGCCGCAGCUUCUGCCGCCACAACGCCGCCGUCUGCAUCUCGCGGGAGGAGUACGAGCGCGCCCGCCGCGACCCAGCCCGCUUCCCCCUCGAGCCCGCCAUGAUCCCCACGUGGGUGUCGGAGGGGCCGAGCGAGGAGGCGGCCGUCUGCGUCAACUGCCAGAACAACAGCGUGGGCGAGCGCUGCGAUGGCUGCCGGCCCGGCUUCUUCCUGCUCGACGGCGCCUGCACCAAGUGCCAGUGCAAUGGACACGCAGACACGUGCAACGAGCUGGACGGGACGGGGUGUCCCUGCCAGAACAACACCGAGACGGGCAGCUGCCAGGGCAACAGCCCCGCCGACAAGAAGGACGACUGCUACAAGCAGCAGUGCGCCAAGUGCCGCGACUCCUUCCACGGGCACCCGGUGGGUGGGCAGCAGUGCUACCGGCUGAUGGCGGUGGAGCAGGAAUACUGCCUGGACCCCACCUCGCAGAGCAACUGCUUCCACCAGCCCCAACUCCAGCACCUGGGACCCGGCCGCACCGUCCUCUUCGGCGUCCAGCCCAAGUUCACCAACGUCGACAUCCGCAUCACGCUGGACGUCACCUUCGGCGGCGUCGACCUCUUCGUCUCCACCGCCUACGACACCUUCGCCGUCGACGUUGACCCCGCCACCGGCCGCCAUGUCGUCCGCCUCCAGACCCCCCACCCCGCCGCUGGUGCCGGUACCGGCGCCGCCAACGCCACGCGGCUGCGGGAAGAGCGCGCCGGCGGACUGGUGACCUACCUGACGGUGCGGGAGGCGGCGGCGGCGCUGGUGGUCCGGGGCGUGCGGGACCGGCUGGUGCUGACUUACCCCCACGCCCUGCACCCCCUCAAGUCCAGCCGCUUCUACCUGCUGCUGCUGGGUGUGGGGGGGCCCACGGGCGGCCCCUCGCAGGGGCUGCUCUUCUUCCGCCAGGACCAGGCCCACAUCGACCUCUUCGUCUUCUUCUCCGUCUUCUUCUCCUGCUUCUUCCUCUUCCUCGCCCUCUGCGUCCUGCUCUGGAAGGCCAAGCAGGGGCUGGACGCCCGCCACGAACAGCGCCGGCACCUCCAGGAGAUGAGCAAGAUGGCCAGCCGCCCCUUCGCCAAGGUCACCGUCUGCUUCGAGCGGGGGGCACCCGCCGGGCCCCCCCCGCCGCCGCCCCGCCGGCACCGGCCCCCCCCUCCGCCUGGCGCCGGGCCGGUGACGCUGGAGCCCACCGAGGAUGGGGUGGCGGCGGUGGCCACCCUCCUGCUGCAGCUGCCGGGGGGGCCGCGGGGACCCCACCGUGCCGCCCUGGCAUCUGCCCUGGUGACGCUGCGGCAGGGGCUGCAGGAGUACGGGGGGGGGCCCCCGGCGCGCAAGGGGGGGCUGGCCCACGAGCUCACCUCCAUGGCGCUCUGAAGGGGGGGCACCCCACUUUCGG
Messenger RNA from Harpia harpyja (harpy eagle), 8127 nucleotides. It is a transcript of the gene MEGF8, whose product is annotated as multiple EGF like domains 8. The record is from RefSeq and is a predicted model, not a curated record. Gene Ontology annotation, molecular function: calcium ion binding; protein binding. NCBI's taxonomy places the organism in Eukaryota, Metazoa, Chordata, Aves, Accipitriformes, Accipitridae.